Molecule: messenger RNA, 25302 nt
Organism: Spirometra erinaceieuropaei
Lineage: Eukaryota; Metazoa; Platyhelminthes; Cestoda; Diphyllobothriidea; Diphyllobothriidae
Source: the annotation of a GenBank genome assembly
AUGAUUGUGGAGCCGAUCCUUCUAGCUGUCCGACAGAACCCUAAAAUUGCAGUGUACGUCAAUUUUUUCCACCAUUGCAGACUUUUGAGUUUACAAAUACUUUGGGACGAGGUGAGGGGAAUUUACUUUGAUUUCAAGCCCUUGAAUGACAAAGUUUUGCUACCAACCUGAAGGACAUGCAGUUUACCUUGAGAUUCUUGAGAGCCUGUCUCUCCUCUUGUAUUAUAAAUGUCAGAUGCCCUUUUUAAACGCCAGUAAGUUAGGGCCUAUAGGAAAUGUCCAAAACCACAAUUGCAAAUUGUGGUUGUUGAGCGGACAGCGGCAAAAAUUACUAAAUCACCUUGCUCAUCGGUGGACUUGUCCAAAUAACGGUCAGCCUUAUUUCACCAUUUAGUACUGAAAAGGCUCUCUGCCGAGGUCCAGAGAAGGGCCAUCUCACUGCGGUAAUUUCAUGUUCUCGUUAAUAGCCGUAGGUGUUUUUUACCUGGGCUUACUCUAUAAAAGAGCAUAUAGACCCCUGUUUAGGCGGAUUCGCUUUACAAUGUUUAGGGACUGUCGACGUCCUCUGAUGCACUUCGUAAAUACACUUACUUUGCUGACCUAAGUAAAAUGCCGGAUAAAUCUGAUUCGUGUUAACCUCCUAGUGCAAUCAGGUCAAGUUGAUAAAUGUUAAAAUAAGGUUGACUUACCGAAAUCUGAUCCCCCUAAGAAAUUAUACGGAAUUUAUAUUCCAUCAAAGUCAGGUAUUAUAUGUGGGGCUAUAAUAUGGGUUAGGCUGUGCUUUAGAAAUACGUUUUCAGUAACUGGCUAUUAAGAUUUCGAUUUUUUAAGUCUAUGGGCUACAAUGAACGAUUCCUAACGGAGUUAAAACUAAAUGGCAGAAUAUAGGCGCGUGGUUAAGCGGUAGAGAUUUUAUAUUAAUUUUUUAUAUCUUGGAAGUACGAGUUUGAACCUCUGUGUCUUUGCGACGUGAGGUUCGGAUUUGCAUGGCUGACGACCACAGAUAAGUUAAAAACGGUCACGUCAAUCCCCUUUGUCGUUUUUAAUAACAUUCUCUUAAAAACGCAUAGUGAUUUUAAUGUGCUGAAAAUAACUUUGUGUCGGUGCCUUUCUUCUUCAGCUUGGUCAGUCACUACCUACUUUAUAUGAUGCCAGGUCUUUGGGUAAGUUGAAUUUAACAUGAAACCUUGGAUGACAUGCGCUUUAGUUUGUGGCUGUCUAUCAAACACUCAUAAAAUACGUUCAGGCCCAGGUACGUGUUUGGGAGGUUACUAUCUAUAAGAACAGAGCUUUUUGUGUCAUGUACUGAUGAAACCAUUUCCGCUGUUCCUAUUAUAGAAUAGAGUCGUGGCCCCGUUGAUAAUAGGAAUUACGGGAAAUUGUAUCAACGCAUUGUUGCACUAUAUUUUGCUUUACCAUUUGGAAACUGGAAUCACGUAAGCUUUGAUUAAUACUUACGGAGAUUUAAUUCAUGCUUUAGUAAUGUAUGCAUUGUUUCUGACGAACAUUCAGUAGCAUUCGCGCAGAAAAUCCGUAUGCUAUGCAUUGCUGCCAGCUGAACGUUUAGUUUUUGUUGCAAGACGAACAUUUUAAUCAUGUCAGGCAACCGAUAACAGAAAUCGUACGCAGUACAUCUCGACCAAAUCCUUUCUCGUCAAAACUCGUUAACGGUCGAAGAGAAACAUUUGGCAUAGUUUUUACUGCAUUUUCGUUAUCGGGCGCUACAUGGACUGCAGUGCCUUCGUAACCGCUAAUUACCCCACUUUCGUGGAACCUCGUACGUGGAGAUAAAUACGAUAAAUUAUUACUGCUAAUGUCACAUGAACAUACUGUUAGUAAGCAUAGGGUGCUUUUCAUCUACGGUUCACUGUCUUAUUCAGUCAGUCUCAGUUAGCGUACAUCUAGUAAUUCACGUCUACCCGGGGAGUAGGUGGCAUUGGUUGAACGAUGAGGCCCCACUCCAAAAUUAUAUGCAAAAUCUGCUUAACUCUGCUUUGGUCAGUGGAAGAGCUGGUUCAUCUUGAAUGCUGUGCUGACAGUGGUCGCUAAAAUAACGUAACAGGAGGUUUACGUAUUGUGUACAAGGCAGCACUAGAGUAGCCAAUACUCGUACGUGAGAUCAUAUUGGUGACAGCGGGCAGAAGAGUUUAUUUACCAGUCCAACUUUUGGCUGCCUAGUUGUCUACUGAUAACUGGUGAUGGAGCGACCUCUAGUCAGGAUUAGCUGUCAAAUAAGCGGGCUCGUGAGUAUAAUGAAGAAGCAGUCUCGGGCUGCCAGGAAGUGGAGGACCGAGAUCUCGCAAGAAAGGUCUGGUGACUACGUUGUGACACGGUGAUCGUGAACCCUCAUUAAACAGGCCUCCUUUCCACUGUUGUCUUAAGACUAGGCUCUUAAGACAAAGAGCCAGAGAACGCAGCCUAGAAUAAACAAUCCGGUCGGCUGCUCUGUUUCCUCUAUCCACGCACCAAAAUCAGUCGCUGCCCAGCGCAAUUAACAGACUCACUCGCAGAUGACGAACCAGUCGAAGGACUUCCUCGUUGUGAAUUGCCGAUCGUUGUCGGGAGCGGAAUGGCUGGACUGAGCCAGACACUUUCCGCUCCUCCAUUCUAUUCACAUACCCCGCUUGUAUGAAAGGACGAACCAUAAUCGAAUGCACUUAGCAUUCACAUGUUCAGUUUGUACCUCGUUCCAAUAUAAAUUGACAGGUCCGAUGAGAAGUUAUCGAAGGCAUGCGUGAGCUCGCCCAAUACUCUUCUGAACUGCUCCAUGGGAAUUUUCGCAAAUUUCUAAAUAGCCGACUUACUGAAGGUUUCGGGUACUUGCACCGUCAUCGCCAAAACAUAAUGGAUUGACAUUCAAGUGGAACUCUUACGGCUAACCGAAUCGACAGCAUACAAAUUGCGUUACCGUAAUUGGAAUCCUGACUGCAGAUCGAUGUGAACUGGCAACACAUAUGGGACAAAUUAUGUUUUUUAAAGCACACCUUAAAGUGAAUGUAUCGUCUUCGUCAAACUUUGCACGUAUAAGAGGAGAAGCAAAAUUACGACAUCCAGUCUUCCUUUACAAUCCGAGUCAGUUAACAAGACAUCUAAGAAACGCCUCUAACUGAUCUAUGGUGAGUGGAUCAGCUCCAAAUCAUGAGGUACAGCUCGUUCUGUGCCCCAUAACGGUGAUUUUUCCCGCCCACUCCGAAAAUGACAAACUUGGCUAGAGAUGGUCGUAAAAUUUAUUGAGCUGAAAGGGCGACCAACAUAAUACAGGCCUCAAAUGUUGAUGACACUCAAAAUCUAUGGCAAGUGGUUAAUCAAGUCGGAGGUAGUCUUGAUGCAACAAGUAAAUUUAUUUAAGAGUCAGUUGGCGAACAUGUGUUUCCGGAAAUUCAUCAUCAGGCCGGUACAUGUAUAUGGGUAAUGAUCCGUCUAAUUGUCGACAGGCUAUCCAGAAAGCGGCUAUCCAGAGCGAUUCAUCCUCCGGAAUAUUAGAGAGCGUGUCACAAAACCUCUCUUUGCAACUGCAGCUAAGAAAGAUUUAUUUCUAAGACUGCCUUUUCUAGGAGACGCAGCGGGCGAAUUAGUGAGACGACGUCUUAGGACAGCUCUCGCGAGUGCCGUCCCCGCGACGAAUUUGCGCGUAUUCUUCGCAAAUUCCCCCUACUACGAUUGGGGGGCAAAGACCGGCUGCCGUUACAGGCUACAUCCAUGUGUAUUUAUUCAUUCACCCGUUCCUGCGGUGCAGGAUAUAGUGGCCGUACAACCAGUCGUCUGGAAAAGAGGAUACGCGAACACAUGCCUGCCUGGCUAGGUAUAGGUGAACAUCGAUCGAUUUCGAGUUCAAUUUUCGCACAUCUAACCGAUACGAAUCACCAAGCCGACGCUAAAGAAGCUUUUAAAGUUAUCUAUCGGGCACCGGCACACUACUCUAAAGGCCUGCGCAAACGGGUGUUAGCCACAGCCGAAGCAGUGGCCAUUCGUCUGGCGAACCCAGCACUCGGUUGUCAGAAGACGCUGACACAAGCAGUAUGUCCGCCCUGGCCGACUCCAGACGGUGAUCGCACGCCGUCCCGACGCACUGAGAGCAGUCACACGCAUUCACAGCGCUUAUAAUCUAAUUGGAACCCCUCUUCUUCCCCCCCCUCCCACCCCAACUCCACCGUUUUCGACACGUUGACUCCGUCAUGCGGGCGGCGUGGGAACAUGGAGUCCGAUUAACCCUGCUCCCGAGACGUAUUUAUACCCUGUCGACAAUUAGACUGAUCAUUACCCAUGUACAUGCACCGGCCUGAUGAUGAAUUACCGAAAACAUAUGUUCGCCAACUGACUCUUCAAUUGUAGUAUGGGAAUUUUCGCAGAACUAAAUUCAUUUACUAUAUGACUGACGUCUUUGUUUCUGACAACUUAGCCAAAGUCGGGUUCCGACACAAGCGCUUUCAGUGACGUCUCAAAUCCGAUGCAUUCCUUCUCAGUCCAUUCAAUGUCAUCUGAUCCCACUCUGCUGGGGAAUUCUUUAAUGCAGUACUGAGACUACGCCACAAUAAGACGUGUGGAGUUCACGGAAUUUUCACUGGAGUCUGUAAGCCUUAUGUCAAUGCUCAGGAAUCCUGGUCCAUUGAGGCGACUGUAUGACCUUGGGAUGAUGAGCUCGUUCCCGAUGGUUGUGACUUGAUUUUCUUGUGACUGGCCUCAAGAAGAGACAUAGGCCGUCGCUAUAAAGGUCUUCAUCAUUGUCAUUCUCUGGUUGUUUCAAAUUGUGCCGGAUUCCAAAACGAGAUUUGACCAAGCAGGAUUCAUAGUCUGAUAUAGAUUCACUGACCAGAUAUUCACGUUGUGGCCCAUUCUUAAAUUUCGCUAUGGUUCCAGCAACCCACGGUCGUCGGUAUUGCCGAAUUCACUGCAACGCCCGCAUGCGCUCAUCAUAAAUUUCUGCUGCAAAUAUUAUGUAUAGAUAACAUGUCGACAGAACACACCUCCUCUUCACGAGUCUCGCCCCAAGGAAAUCUCUCCCAGCAAUUCGAUGCGCACCCUGAUUGCACUCUUACGCCCAUGCUGUACAGUUGCGUCGUUUAGCGAAUUAUAGCGAGGAUCCUACAGGGGGCAUCAAGUUUGUCCCUAGAUACCGACUGACUGGCAUCGAAUAUUCUGACGGCGUCACCCAGUUAGGGUUAAGCGAGAAUGUUUUGCUAAAGGAGAUGACGUGAUUGGAUAGGGUAGGUUUAUCAAGUAAUUUUGGGAAGACGGCGUUUUCGGGCUGCGUUCCCGAUCAGGAUAAGAAACCUCUCGGAAUUAAUGCCUACCGGACUGAAGAAGUCGGCAAUUCCAGUUAUUUCGUGUCGAAGCUGCUGUCAAAUAAACAAGAGAAGGACGACGUCGUCUUCUGGACCGAUGCAACCCCAAAAGAUUCUUGCAGUCUUUAGAAGGCGUCUGUGUCUGGAGCGAUAUCUGCGUUAUCACAAAACUUCAUUGCGCACGAACAUCUGUCUAAUCAGUUCUAUUGUAAGGCUCUGAAGUUUAAGCUAUGUGUGUUGAAAACGACAACAAACUGAACGUGCUUGACCACUGUUUCCCGAAAACCAUCAAUCGAGUGGAGUACGCUAACUUCGUCCCCAAAAAGACAAUCUGCACCCAAUGUGACAUCGUAGGGACACCUUAAGUCACCCGUAGCUGAGAUGGUUUUGUUAUCUUCUUCGUCCUCCUUCCAGUGACUCCAUCGUCGCUACUCCUUACGCAACAUCACUGUGCAAUCAGGGGUGUCGAUGAGGUGGUCAGCGCAAAACCUGGACAUACGCGGUCUACUAAUUUGUCGAGGUAGCAAUAGGCGACAACUUGAAAGUACUCAAAUCAGAAAGCAGAGCAGACCGUUAAACGGAAAAGCUUCUCUUCGACGAAAGAGUGAACACAUAGAUCAGCAGGCAGUGUCAACCAGCGUUCGCAUCAGGAAAGUGCAUGCAUGUGAAUUUCGUCCGACUGCAGUCAGUCGGUGAAGAAAGAAGUAACGACGUCACAGUCUCGUAAGUCAAGCUUUGAAUCACGCUCGCAUUCGGACGGGAGGCAGCAUAGGUAAGCAGCAAAGCUAACGACAAUGAGAGCGAGCAACUAAAAAGUCACGGAAGUGUUUCUUGGCCCUUCGCCCCUUGGAAUCCGUCGUCGGAGGGGAGGGUGGGUUGAGGUCUGCAAAUUCUUUACCAUAACUCUUCGCGCGUUGUGAGGUACAACUCAAGAUCUCUUCAAGAGGGGUUAGAUUGGGCAGGUUCAUUGCCGUACAAAAGGCGAGAAAGAGGACAUCGUCUCCAUUUGUUAGUUGGCUUUCUUACCUGCCCCUAAAAGCUUUCUAAAAGAUCUGUAUGUCUGCUCUUGGGUAAAAUGUACUAAAAGUGGCCUGAAACUACAAUCAACUUGACAGGCAACUUGUUACGACAGCUGAUAAUCCGUAUCUCCUCUAUAACCCUUGUGUUUCCUAACAUGACGAAAUCGAUCACUGCCUCUUCCUUCACCUAGCUGCCCCAGAUUACACAACCUCCUUCCCACACCCCCUCCCAUUAUUUCGCUUACCCCUAACUAAAGGAAAUGGUGGAUUAACUUUUACGACACGUGUCAUAGUAAUUGUUCGGAAUGUCUGGGUUUGGAAAAGGAAUAAACCGAUUCGAGGCGAUCUGUUAGCCAUCCUAAUUAUCCAUCAUCGUCGGGCCUGAAAAGUAGCAAGUUAACUAAUUUUCUGCAUGACUGCACUCGGUGUACGCUUCCAAUAUAUCGUGCAUUUUAAACAGCUACUUAAAGCCGCUGUCUUAUCGCUUCUAGAUAUUGUCCGUUUUUUUUUUUCAAAGUUUGUAUUUUCAUUUCAAGCCUGACUUCAGAAUAUGCUUGAUUGCAGCGGCUCAGCCAUUUCGCAGUCAACUGCCUAUUGUGUUCAAUUUCUUGGUGCGCUCGGCUAUCUGAAGUGGUCUGGAUUGCUUAACAGCACCUGGCGAGGUAUGCAAACUGUCACCUAGUCGCUUUAAUUCAAAUGAGCUGCCUUUUUGUAUAGCACGCGAGCACUAAAUACAAAAUAUAGUUUUUGAAUAUCACCCAUUUUCUGUGUAGAAGAUUCGGACGGUUGUCUAGAACCACCAUUCAAAUAUAAAUAUAUGAAUGCAGAGUGCCGAUAGAAGUUCGGUAAUAGCAAUUUUAGUACGGAUCAAAACCGAUGGAGCCGCAGUUGCCCUCGACUGAGCAGGCGGAGUAUGAUAUGCAGUCCACUACAGUAGAUAAUGUAAUUCAUAAAUCAAAUUCCAGAGUAUACUUUCAACCACAAAAUAUUGCAUAAAUAAAGCUGAAAUGCCGACUACCAUGAUUGAGGACCUCAAGGUGUCUGAACCUAAAGAAUGAAUCGGUGUUAACUAGAGGCAGUUUAUAUGGCAUUUAAAUUGUUUCGACCGAGGUGUAGAGGAGCAUAUUUUAACGCAAUUGCAGAAAACCUCACGAGCUGCCUGUAUGGAUAAACCGUUAUCAAAACAGUGAUCCAAAAAUUCCGCGUGGAUUUGACGCUUUGUUUCAUUUUAGGGGACACAGCCCGAUGCCUCCUGUUCGUUAUCCUUCGACGUGUGCUAUUGUUGGGGGAGGGAAGGGGAGAUAUACUCUGGAUGGAAUUCCGAUAGAAUCUGGCUACUUUCCCAGAGUAGGAUGCGCACCGGACUGAUUAAUCAGAGAGAUAUGUCAAAGAAAAAAGAAGUCUUAAACACAAGUACUUAGAAGGACUGGUAUUUAAUGUAUAAAGGGUGAACAGUGACGUAGCUGAAACAUCCCCGUCAAACUACAUUUAAAUUUUGUUGGUCUUUUUAAAGUUGGGAAUAUAUAAUAUUUGCGUCAAUCUUUACUCACCGGUAUAUAUCGCCAUACAAGUAAACAGAAGUAGACGAGUUUUAGGUUGGAUCUUGUUUCGUAGCCUUUCCUGUUGUAGACAAGCCCCAGUCGUCUGUCAUACGGGACCUGUGCUAAUGGAGGGUUUAACCCCAAUCCCUCAUCCCUAACCCCAACCCCUUACCCUAACUCCUAACCCCUAACCGUAACACCUAAUUCCUAACCCCUUGGCCCUAGCCUCUAACAGGUACGCUACAAAAUAAGAUCUUGUCGAGUCUUAUUCUUGACUAAAAAUCGAGACUUUGCUAGUUCAAAUAUUGACAGAAGGCAGGACAUGUACUGAUUUUUUUUAUCUGAUUCCUUUGCAUGGCACUGUAGGUCGUUAACCCCAGUUAGACAUACUAAUGACUGAAAUAUCAUUAUUUAUGUGCCAAGUAUCACUGCCUGCAGCGUUCGGCUGUUUAGGUUUGUUGAAAAUCCUGACAGUUCAGCCGUUGUGGCCGGAGACCGAAGCUUUGACAACACCUUCAAUAGGCAUUUAACGUAGACCCUUGAAACGUUUUCAAUAGAUGCAUUCCCACGGAAAGUUAUCACUCAUUCUGGAGAAACUUUGAAGAUCUAAACAUCGCAUUUGGCAAUCUUGUAUCCCAAAAUGCUGGAUGAGCCUCAGGAGUAAUUUUCGUUCCAUUUCUUUAGGCUUAAGGCCUGUCGACAGCAUUUUAGACACAAGAGGGUGUCUUGUCAAAUAAAAAGUAUCAACUGAAUAUACCAUAACAGAAAUACAAGCAGGGCGGCAUGCAUAGGAUGCACAGAUUCCCACACAAUCCGAAAUGCCAGAGAGGAAGUUAAACUGGGACACUAAACUUCUGCCUUGAUGAAUUAUCGUAAUUACUUUUGACUUUUUAGGAUAUGCAAAGGAGAUGUGGCUAGACUGGUUCACCUGGUUCAAACUGGCUCUUCCUGGACUUGCUAUGACCGGACUAGAAUGGUGGAUUUUCGAAUUUGGGACUAUAGCAGCAGGUUAGUUUUACACUGCAGUGCAUAGUAUUACGCCAGGAAUUAGGAGGAAUUAGCAAAUAAAAAGGCGCAUAAAGUUUUCUUGGUUUUAACAAAGACAAUCCACCAACAAAUCUGAAAAUUCUCUCCCAACCGAAUCUGUUUGUCGUACAAGCUUACCGACCACAGAUAAUGUUUUGUUGACAUCCGUGUGGCGUCCUCGGAAAAGUAGAGAAAAACUUCAGUACCUUGUUUAAUUUUAUCGGAAUUUAAACAAGGCAAGGUAAAACCCGCUUUCAUAUACAAGAAAACAAACGGGAAAUGUCGGAUGACCCACUGAUGAGCCAAACCCCUCACAGCUGCGUCAGGCAGCAGCACAUGAUCGGCGAAACACGCGUGUCUGGGCUUUCAACUAGCCCGGUGUUGUCAGGAUGGUAAAUAAUUUCACAAUGAUUUCAGUGUUGUAACAAGCUUUAUGCAAUAACCGAAGCCUAAUAGUUUUUGAGCUUUCUGCUCCAAAGCCUUCCAGAAUGCAUUUUUGUAGGCAUUAGAAACAUAUGGAUAACAUAUGCAUUAGGGGUUGCUUAGGAUGAAAAGAAGUGUGGAUACUUGGGCAAAGCACGGGAACGAUUGACUUUCACUGACGUCGAAGGUAAAUGAUUGGAGUGAUAAAGUUAAGACAAGCACGUUCUAAAUCCAUUCAACACUCCUUCAUGCUUUCAAAAGCGCGUUAAUACAACCAGAAUACAUAUCCUUUGCUUCAGCAGAUUUGAGGACAGGCGGCGAUCAUUUUUCUUGCUCUCAUCAAUUGCCCAUAGGAAAUGAGUUAGCCUGAACCAGUUUCCAAUUGUUCAUGGUCAUUUUUGGUUCACUAUCCGUCGUCAGCCAGUUUUACCCAACCCCGGAGUGUGGAACGCCUGGGGCUCCUGUUAUCUUGCCUAUAUAAUGCGCCGCUGUGCGGCUGCUGGUUGAGCUCGAGAGAGAACCUGCAAGGCAUAAUGGAACGAGUGAGUUCCGUAUGAACGAUCGACGAGCGCCCCUACCAUUGUAUUUACAGUUUCAGUUGACUGGAUAUAUCCAGUGGCCAUAAAGGAAAACAGUCGUUUUUCGAACUAACCAAAGUGGCUGAUCAUGUCCUUGAUUGCUUGAUUACAAGAGAACCUUUUGAACCCAGACAGGAAUUGUAGACAAAUGCGCACUAACCACUUGUUUUAAAUAGUGCUCAGUAAAUACUUUUCUGGUGUGAAUGACGUAAUAUGGAUCACGAAAAAUAUGGUGACAACCGCUAAAAUAUCAACAAGUCAUUGCUAUAGGCAUAUUAUUCGCUGUUAGUAAUGAAGGCUUUUGUCUAGGACUCACUUACCGUUUAAGCAGUAUAUUAGUACCCAAAUAUUAAUGUUUUAUGGAAUGUUGAAAGUUUUCUCCAGCAGUACGAUAUUAAUUAGGCCUGGUUUUGCGAUUUUUCUCCCUCAUGGCGGUUAUUUAACACACCAGGUGAGGAGUUCUUAUACAACCCUUUUCUCUUACAGGCGUGGUGGGCGAGAAGGAGCUAGCAACUCAGACUAUUAUCUUCAACGUGCAGUCUCUCUCUUAUACCCUGGUAAACAUUUUUUAUGAAAAACCUUGCAUAACUAGUUAGCAUUAUUAUCUACUAGAAGACAAUAAGGACGCUUUAGUUCAAACGACAUUUAUGCAUUCGAAUUUAACGUAAAUUGAAAUUACUUUUUACUUAGACAUUGCCUUUGUUUUUUUGAGAUCUACCUUUGCUAAUGCGCUUGCUGUUCGUCGAGUAAUUGGCAUCGCCUGCAUACGUAGGUGUGAAAUUUCGUUUUCCGUCCAGAGAUUCGUUGUGUAAUAAUAUGGUAAAUCAACCAAAAAACCAUUUUUUAAGCAAAUGGAUUGGUGUUCUUCGUUUUAGUUGCCGCUUGGACUGGGGAUCGCGUCAAGUAUUCGGGUUGGACAGGGUCUUGGCGCACAGAACGUACUAAGACCAAUAACAACAACUUCAGUGACUAUGGUGCUAGUUUGUAAGUGUUUCGACUACCUUCCACGAGGGAUUUUCAGUGCAUAAAAUACAUCCAUCAGACUGCCACUUUCAUUAGAGUUUAAGUCAUUUUCGGAAUGCUACAGACAGUGUGCGCUUCAGGAGACAGACGAGUGCUUAACCUCUCGGCAAAUCGGGUAUUUCCAGUCACGAUGGCAAAAUGUCCUCCCUAUCGUAUCCCUAUCAUAACUGUAAAGGAAGAACCUGGAAAGAAUAAGCAUUUCGUUGGUUACAUCCUGUAGGUCUUUUAUUAGCCCCUCUCUGGCGUGAGCAGAAGACCAGGAGGACGAACAAAUGGCCCUUUCCUUCUCCACGGGAUCCUCUCUCUAACAUGUUAGACAAGGUCGUUCACUUCCAAAGCGUCUACCUCUGGUCCGUGACUUCUCCACGUAGUCCUCCUGACUGAGAUCCAAGUUUAGUGGACUCCUUUGUGGUGUUUUCCUUCGUUAGUUGUCGUCACGGCGAUAUCCGAGGUUCUAAACCGGUUCGUGGCUGUUAGAGUGAUCAGUACGUGUGCGAAUGUGUCGCAGAAGCAAAGUGGUCAGUCAGCUGCUGUAUCCGGAAGCUACCUCCAGUUUAUCCUAAUUUCACCUGUUCAGGAAAUAAAUUUUCGGCCCUCCUUAUCUGUCCUGGUAUCUAGAGAGAAAUAGCUUGUAACUUCUUAGCAGGUAAAAGAAUUGAGACUUGAGGGGUAGAGGACCAGGUUGUUUUGUUAUCCUUCUUGGUAGGGCCUUACGACCAUUCUAGGCAACACAGUAUCAGAACGACCGAUGUCUAAAAAGUUCAAAGUCUUCUAAUUGCUGAUUGGUAGUCCAAAGACAAAGCACAGCUUCCCACUUCCGUCCCGCAUUUAGGGUAUAUUAAUGCGCGCCACUGUCACGUGAGUGAAGUAUGGCUUUUUUAACAGAAAUAGAGAAACACGUGGGUGACGGCUAAUGGCCGGUCAGACGCUCAGCCCGAGUUAAUUUCCAGUACCAUUUAAGUUAUCUUACUAAAAGAAUCCUGUGUAUUACAAGCUCGUUCUAGUUCACCGAAGAACCUACGAAAGUUCUACUUUCUCCCGAAACUGCUGAAGAAGAGCUCAUCGAAAUUUUUUAUCUGCUUGCCUGGAAAUUAAAACAGAAAUACCUUAAAAUACAAAUAUGUCCAUAUUAUCUCAUCAUUAUCGUAAGUUAAGGCCGUUGACGUAAUUUGUUUUCGCUAUUUAAGGCGCCAUUUUAGACUCGAAGAAUGAGGGCUUUUGAGGAAAGCGCUUAAUGUUUUUUCAUGGACAUUAAACAUUUCAUGCAACAUUCUGCCAAGUGAAUACGCGUUUGAACGACUUUCCUGAUGCAUCAUUAAAUCAGUUGCUGCAAUAUUUAGCGAGGAGUCGCUGUAUUGCCUUUAAUCUGUGGCAAUCUCAGUUAUUUUCGUGACGAAGUUUCCAACCAAAUUGUAUUUCCACAAAUUUCGGCUUAGCAAUUAUUUCAACUUUGUGAAAUGUUACCGAACAAGGCAAGGGAAGACAAAAUGUCUAUUUCGCAAUUAUUCUCCAUCGCCAGUGAACCCUACUUGAAAAUAGCGUAUUCCAUCAAACCUCUUAUAAGACAAUAAGAUUAAUCCGAAAGGCCUAGACCGCGAUUGUGAGAUCCUGGCUACCGUGACCAUUAGGCCCGGUCCCAAUCAGAAAGUUAGGGUGGACGCCUGCUGAGAGGGCUGUUGAUUCUGUACAGAAUAACAGGAAAAAAUGGUUGGAGAGAGUUAGCAGCCGGACGAGGACAUGCUCGGCGCCGGGAGAGCGGCGUCCUAAGUCCCCUCAUCAGGGAAUGCGUCAAAGCGUCGUAAGCCAGGGGGUCUGACUCGGCUCUGAAAAUGAUUGGCCAGUUGCAAAGUCGAGUGGGCGAACUGCAGACAGUCCUGGUGCGCACGUGCGUGCACCCACACGAGGCCCAGCUUUGCGACGGGCGCUGGUAGUAGAGUCACUUCAUAUUCGUAUGAAAACGACAAUACGGAGACGAUCACUAAUGACAUUUUCAUCAUCUCCAACAACCAUAACCUAACAACUGGCCAGACUGAUCCGAAAUUAGAAACUAGUUCAAUUGUUUUGAGGGAAAUCAAGUUCUAAUGCCUUUCCAGUGGACCAAUUUCUGGAGCUUUGCUGAGGACUUUGGGGUUCAUUUUAUUCUGCCCAUAAACUGGUGACACGCAAAGUGUUGUAUGCGAGGUCUACAGCCGUAUAUUCAACUCGGAGUUACAUUGUAGGCAUAAACAUUUCGCCAAAAAUAUAAACACAGUCGUCAAGGCUCCUUUAGUCGGUAGCCUUGCUAUUUCUUAUAAUGAACCACGCUGUCAGACACGGUAAAACAUCCAUUAAUUGUACCUGCCCGGCAGGAUUCAUGUAGGUUUACAAAGUCAAUCCCACUUCUCUUUGAAGCGCAAGGAGGAUAGUCUCAGUUAAGGCGUCAGAGCAAAAACUAUGGUAAAAUUAUAUCUGAUCGAUUUAAAAAUAUCUGCGCGUGAUUUUAUAAUCAGUAUAAUUAUAUCUUUAUUGAAUCUGCCAUUGUGCAAUAUCCCCGAAAGCUUCUAAAACUGAAGCUAAAACUUCAACAUCUAGUUUUUUGUGAUUGAAGAAAAUUUCCCCCUAGGAUUGCUAAAACUUCGUUUGAAUGCGGGCUCUUUCUCCGUCCCUUAUGUUAACCGAACUUCUUUGCCUGACUGCUUAGUACAGCCCUAAAAUAAAUCGUACAAGCUACAAACUAAAUUAAGUAGUUUUAGGGUCAUUCCAUUUUAACUUAUAUAUUUGUACAAGGCGAAGGCGACAAAGCAUGCAGACUUUAGUGACGUCAUAAGUUUCGAGACCUCUCAUUCAGCUGCACACGGUCAUUGCAUAGUUAUAUUACAAGGCAAAACUGUUCAAUCAACGAUCGACCUAAAGAGCUAAAACGUGAUAGAGAGAUGGCCUGCGGCCCACACUACAAAACGUUGAUCGUCUCGCCCUCUCGAAAAUGGAGGAAUGCGUAUACUCACUCUCAAAUCUGCGCUGCCAACUAGACCAGUCACAGCAUGUGAUGGACUCGGUGAGUCCAAUGUGUUUGUUAUUGUUUACAAAAUACGUUCUAAACUUGCAAGCUAAAGUAAGACAAUCGUCCCACGCUGAUCUGAUGAAGUCGCUAAAUAGACAACCCGUAGACGAAUCGUUUCCAGUAAAUCCAGAUGACUACAUUGUCAACAUGUCGAAUUUGAAACUGACUAAACUGCAAGCCGAGGCCCUCUCUUUAGGACUUAAGUUUUGUGUGCCGAGAAGAAAAAUAGAUCCGACGGAGAUUGAGGCUCAAUUUGAAGACCUAUAUCACCAAUUAUCGGAAUUAACACCGACGUCAGAGGACAAUGUGAGAUGGUUGAAAGCGAAACUCGUAGAUAUCGCCUAUCAAUACAGAACUUUCCCAACUACGCAACGCUCACUGCUAACCAGACAACACAUCUCGGCCCUAACUGACCUACGUAAGACUACUGAAGUUGUCAUCUCAAGACCUGACAAAGGAAGCGGGGUCGUGAUCCUAAACAAGACUGAUUACGUGAGAAAGAUGGAAGCGAUAUUGAGUGACACCAGCAAAUUUUCCUCGAAAGCCCAUGAGAAAGAAGAAACAAAAGCGCUAGAAGACUUUAUUAGGAGAAAGGUUAAAUCGUUACUUGAAAAGCAAAUAAUAGACGAGAACAUGGCUGCGUGUCUUAGGCCUGUAGGGUCGCAUAUUCCCAGACUAUAUGGACUGCCAAAAUUGCACAAACCAGGGGUACCAUUACGACCGAUUCUAUCAAUGAGGAAUUCACCUCAACAUAAACUUGCCCAAUGGUUAGUGAAGCAAAUCGAACCAAUCAGACGCAACCUUGCCGUUUAUACUACCAAAGAUACUUUCUCCUUCGUAGAUGAGCUUAAGCAUCAGAAUCUACUGAAUAAACACAUGAUCUCGCUUGACGUGCAGAGCCUGUUUACAAACGUGCCACUGGAUGAAACAAUUGACAUAAUUUGUGAGCAUGCGGGUGAAACACACCUGCCACCAGAGCAACUGCGGGAACUACUACAGAUAUGCACAAAGAAUGUACAGUUCUUGUUCAACGGGCGGCUGUAUCGACAGAUCGAUGGUGUAGCUAUGGGCAGUCCAUUGGGGCCAGUCCUAGCGGACAUUUUUAUGUCUUAUCUAGAGCGAAAACUAGCCUGGAACUUACAACGAGCCUCAUUCUAUAGGCGAUAUGUGGAUGAAAUCUUCGCUAUAGUCAAAAACCCAGGCGACGGAGAACUACUGCUCAAGGCUCUCAACAAAGCACAUGCAAAGAUCAAAUUUACGAUUGAGCAUGAGAAGAAUGACACACUGCCUUUCCUGGAUAUUCUUGUACGUAGGCGAGCAGAUGGCUCUAUUCAGAGAUCCAUCUAUCGAAAACCCACCUGGAAAGGACAAUACAUGCACUUCCUCAGUUUCGUUCCAAUUCAGAGGAAACGGAACUUGGUUUUGUGCCUGUUCAAUAGAGCCACCAGAAUCUGCUCCUGAGAUACGAUCGAUAGCGAGCUUACUUUCCUAAAAAACGUUUUUCUUGCAAACGGGUAUCCGGAGAAAUUCAUCGAUAAAUAUCGCCAUCCCAGACAAGAAACUCCUGAAGAAAUAUCUGUACCAAAAAAGUCCGUGACCAUCUACCUCCCCUUCAUGGGUGAUAAUGUGUCAAACGUGAUCAAGCGACGACUUCGGUGCACUAUCGAAAGGACGUAUGCCGCCUCUAAAUUGUUGUUCAUAAGUACCACAAUCGCCAUCCCAGUUAGACUAGCUAAAGACAUUUUGCCUAUGCACGCCACAUCAAACUGUAUUUAUGAGUUUACAUGUAGUUGCGGAUGCAAGUACAUCGGGCGCACGCAAAGGCAAUUGGCAGCUCGGUCAGCUGAACACAUGCCGAAAAGGCUACUUAAGGCGGAAAAUAAGGUACCCAGGAGCUCAAUCACAAAGCACCUAUUGGACACGGGUCAUACGGUGGACCAAAUGGUUGCAUUCAAGGUCCUGUUUCGGGCGACGACCGGGCGUCUCUUGCGCUUUGCAGAGGCCGCUGUAAUACGGAGGAGGAAACCAGAACUCUGUAAGCAGCUGGACCAUGUGAUAAACCUGGCACUGCCAUGGUAAUUAUCGAUUAUGGACGAAACCCUGUUCCCAUGUCCACCCUGUCAUUUUGCCCCCCACCCGCCCCCCACUCCCCGGCAUGACUGAAUGCUCCCCGCACGUUGCACUCCAAAUCACGCCGCACCAGUUCUCUCAUACUUGGAUGACUUCUCUCCCCCUCCCCCCCUCACCAUAUGCACCCGCAUACUAGACCCAUGUUCACAGGUUACCUAUCACGUUUUAGCUCUCUAGGUCGAUCGUUGAUUGAACAGUUUUGCCUUGUAAUAUAACUAUGCAAUGACCGUGUGCAGCUGAAUGAGAGGUCUCGAAACUUAUGACGUCAUUAAAUUCUGCAUGCUUUGUCGCCUUCGCCUUGUUCAAAUUUAUCCCAAGAAAACACUGCUUAUAUAUUUGUGCUUAUAAUCUCCUCACAGGUCAGGAGAUAAGUCCUCAGUCAAGUCAUGAAACUAGAGGAUACGUUUAUUUUGUCCCUAUCGGAAGUAAUUGCCCAAAUUAGAUCGCAGCUUUUGAAGUUUUCCGGACAAACAUUUCUGUAACGGUUCCUGUGGUUUCCGUGAACGUCUUUUUGUUACAGGUUUUGCUUCAAUAACCAACGCGACUAUAUUUCUCGCACUUCGAUACGAUUUGCCCAAGAUUUUUACAUCAGACAGGUAAGAACGGCUGGCAAAGGUAACAGUGCUUUUCUUUUGCUCAUUAGAUCGAAAUACCAAAAACUGCAAAAAUCAACAGUUUAAGUCCUUUUUAGAAAACUAUUACAUGGAUAAGCGCUUAAGUUUUUUUAGAUUUUUAAGCGCCAUAAGCAUACUAAAAGGAAUAAUUCAGUAGGAACUCAAGUGAACUUUCUGGCCAUGAAAAGCAGAACCUCCAUACCAUAGAGAAAGAAUUGAUUUAUGGCAUAACACAAGCUGUUCCGAUGCUGUGGACGCUUUUCAUUACUCAUAAUGGUAUAGAUUGUUCAUGAUUAAUUGGUUUAUUAGCUCAUUUCUCGUAAGGCAUUUAAGACGCCUCUUGGAAUAUUACAUGGUAAGGACUCUGCAUAUUUGAUCCAAAAGAUUGCGUUUUUUGUAAUUUACACCUAUAAAUUAUCAUACUUUCUUUACUUUGAGCGUUCUUAUGUAAACCGUGUAAAGGCAUUUUAAAAACCCUACACGCCCAUAUCGAGGUGCUAGGAAUCCGCAAAGCAGAUGGCGUAGAAAGUUUCAGUUAAUAGCAAACAUAAUGCGCUGCUGAAAACUCAUUUUGCUGCUUAUCGUAAGUCAUCAUUUGUUUUUCAGUUCAGUCUUAUCGCUGACAGCAGAGGUCUUCCCGUGCCUCGUAGUAUUUCAAUUGUUCGACGCCUUUGUGGUAAGACUGUGGUGCCGGACUUUUAAAAGAGAGAUUUUCACUCUCAUAUAUUUUUUAUUCAUUUCGGAAAUAAACAACUGCUCAACAUUUUAUAGGAGACUAACUGUUCAAGUAUUUAAUGUUAACCAUGCUAACCGUUCGAAUCCGUAAGACUUCUAUCCAUUAAGCUGCAACACCAAUAUAAGCACUUGAAGUCCACUGGGCUUUUAUCCUCUUCGUAGAACCACCUGUAAGGGGUAGGCGGAUGCGAAUCAGUUCAUAUCCGGAUUCUGUGAAACAGUAGGAAUAAGCAAUAUAUGGAUCAUCAAAAGCCUUUUAACCUGAAAAUGCAUGGUUAUUACUGCACUGCUAACUUGCAGGCGCUAAACAACUCACACUUCCCGGAAAGUUUAUUUCAAUUUCCGAACCACUGCUUUUCGCAGAGAACACACUAACCUUUUCAGUAAUAAAAACUCAAAAAAUUCAGUGCACACAAGCGACAUGCUGUUAUUCUAUCAUGAACCUCUUAGUGAAGAAUAAUGUUGAAAGUAAGGACAAAAAAUCCGCCUCUAGUGUCUCUACGUUUGCCAAGUUUAAACGGAAAACAAUGGAUUCGUUCACUUUUAUUGAUAAUGUCAAACGAACGGAUUCCAGGCACCCUACAUGUAGAUGGUAUGCCAUGUUCUCUGAAUAUUCCUGAUGUUUGCCCUAUAUCAAAGGACACGGUUACUAGCGUUAAAUUCCUGCAUUUCCUGUAAAUGCACAGGGCGCGGGAUGCGGCAUCGUUCGCGGCUCUGGGAUGCAAACUGUGGGUGCAUUAAUUUGCUUCGUGACACUCUACCUGAUUUUUGAGCCGCUUGGACUCUGCCUCCUCUUUCUUACGCCGUUACGUCUUCGGGGUAAGCAGUUUCCAGUUUUCUUCCAAAUUCAAAAUGACCCGUGUCUGCAAAAUUACAUGUAUAUAACAGUAGUAAUUUUUUCUGAAAUAAAAAAUAAAGUGGGUGAUUAGAUGGAAAUGCACAUAUCUCCGAAAACUGAAAUGAACCCCUACCAUAGCAGAAUGCUCUUAUACGAAAAGUGACCAUAAUACAUGUUAUUCAGAUAGAUCAUCAAAUGGGCUGCUCCUCUAAGUUCCGAGCGUUUCAGUUUAAUAAAUCUAAAGGAUUUAGUUGAAUUUUGCAGGUUUCGCGAAAAGGUCUCAUUAAAUAAUAUUCAUCUAAGGCAAUAAAAUAUACCCGUAUAUUUAGCAUGGUAUCUUCAGUCGGACAUAAUGCAUCUACCGACGGAGAUUUUCUAACUUGUACAAAGUUUCCGUAUAUUUCUUUGUUCUAACUCCUAACCUUCCCCUUAAAGCAGCUUACAAACUAUACAGGUAGACACAAGGCAGCCAGUAGCCUACAGUUAGAUCUGUGCACGUAAGUAUUAUCAUCUUUUACAGCUGACUGUGUCGACAACGACAAGGUCUUACUAGACACCGCAAUUAGACUGAUACGAAUGUGUUAAUCUGGGAUUGGACUAAAUAAGUGCAGUUAAUUUCGAAAAAAUCCAGAUUUACGAUUAUGAAAGCGGACAAGGAGGGUACUGAGCCGGUGCCAGCUUUGAGUACAAGAAAAGAAGCCCUGUGCUCCUUUUUAUUUCUUCCGUGUGCAAAUAAUUUCUAUGCGCCUUUCUUGACGGUGCUUGGUCUUAACUGAGCUCCUAACGGAGUGUAAAGUAUUUUCUUUUUUAUCAGGUUAGACAAAAGAACUGGCUUUUAUUUUGAUCAUAUCAAGCUAAUUUUCACUCGUUCAAAGUUCUGUCGGAUUGAACAAUAUUUGGACAAAAGAUGCAAAGGGCUUUUUGGGGACAUUAGUCAACCCCAACUAACCAGUCCAAAUGAUCAAGAUCAUAGGGAAAGAUAAAUUCGUCUAAACUAAUAUAUAGGACAGAGUUCAUAGGCAGCAUUUGCCCACUUACCAGGAAAUUGACUUCCAACAUGUGGAUAUGCGUGACUAAACCUCCUCCAUGCCAAUGCACUAUGCAAAAAAUCACUUUGUUCUCAUGACUGUAACUCAAUCCUUUAUGACUUAAAUGUUAGCGGCAAAUAAAGCCUUAUUUUCCGAAGGUUGUUCAAAAAAGCGCACAUCUACCUUUCGCGGUGAAGCACACCGAUUAUGUUGUCACCAUUCAUCCAGUAAAUGAGCAGAUUCCGUAUUCGCAAGGAUGUUAACAUUUUGUGCGAUGACCACUUGAAUGUCUCAGCAGAGUCUUUGAUGACUGAAUUUCCGCACCGGUGUUGUUACAAUUCACUUGACCAAAACGUGUGAGCAGAGCAAGUAGCUGACGUUCCUGGACGUCCUCUUCAGUCGGAAGGAUAAGGAGAUACCGAUGAGGACGGUGCGCAGGAAGGGCACUAACACAGACUAAAUCCUGAGUUAAUACAAAAAUUUAAUCUCAUCGUGGCAACACAACUGUGUGCGAGCUCAAUGUAAAAUAUUGGAAGCAUUCUGUGCCGGAACGAGGGGCAAAGCAGCAAAAACUGACAGGUAUCCAAAGCAGUCAGACGCCGUUGUUCGACUUCCGGUGAUUGGCGUUGCAGAGGGGCCUGAAGCGACACUCUGGAGGUAUCAUGACUCCAAUGGAGGCGAUACCUCAUAUAUUUUUUCUUGAGUCCGAUGAAGCUACAGUCAACCAAGGCAAAUAGGAGAAACUAUUAGGAGACCACGAACACGCCAUAGUAGGUUACCGUCAAUGCGCCCGCCACGCCGAGUCAGAAAAGACGGUCGGUAGUGUGCGUAUGUUUUAAGAUGAUAAAAGCCACACCCAACAUAGGAUAACGUGUCCUCUAAUAACAAGAUGCGGCCGAGGGGAGGUGGCUUUAUCAAACAUCUGAGAUAAAAAGAAAAAGACGGAAAUGUAGAAUUCUCUUGAUGAAUGCGCUGGUGUGGGCAUAGGUGGAGGCUCCUUCGUUACGCAUUAGCUGAUUAAGGGGAAGAAGGAGAGGAAAGGGGGGGGUGCCUGCAUGCGGGUGAGGUGAGGCGGCGCUGGAGUUAUAGGGGAAGCCGUGACUCAGCAGGCGCCGAGGUAAUGGAUGCCAAGCACUUGGGUGAGCAUAAUGAUGAACUAGAUACCGAACAUGGGGAAGAAGACGCAUACGGACGAGGGAGUUAAUGUAAACGCUGGCGGCGAGGCAACCAAGGGCGUCAGUAUUAAGGCUUAUGACAAUUGCCCUUACUAGAAAAGUGACGUUUCCUUCCCACCAAUGCAGGCCACCGCGUCCAACCGAUACGUGGACAAGGCACAGACAUGCGACCAUACGCGCUAUUAGUUAGUGUGGAGUACGGUAUUACCAUAUCCACCGAUGGCUUUAACCUAUUAAUCGGAUCGGGAGAAUAUACUUUUUGUUCCUGCGGUUCAUCUUCUUCUUCCUCUUUUAAUAAUUUGGGCAGUCUUGAAAAAUUAUAUCCGUUUGUCGGCAGGGGUGUGGUAUGUUAUCCAGCUAGGCAACUGUUAUUAGCUACAGCACUAACGUCAACGGUGACCAUGUCUGUGAUGGGUUACCCUAACCAUUGACCUUAAAUCAUUUCAGGGAAGCUAGAACGCAACAAUAAUUGUAAUCCAAGCCCUAAAACCCGUACCUUGACCCUGAUCCCAACUCUUACCGUACGACCUCAACUCAAAACCAACAAUGCCAUUCCUAUUCCCAAACCCUAAAUCCAAACCACAACCGAAGCGCAGCAACCCUAGACCUAAGAAUAAUCCGACUCCUAACAAUAACCUAAACCCCUGCCGUAGUACCAACCCUAAUUUUGAGGUCGAAACAGGCAACGUUGACGGCAUUAAAGCAAGGAAAGGUCUAAACCCGUGUGUCACAUAGCUCCUUUAGCGACCUUUUGUUAGGCAAACCUUUAUGGAUCACGUUUACAGUAAAUGUGCUAACUCAUGAAAUUUUAACCGAAAUUCUUAAAUGCGUUUUCGUUCCCGAAGGCUUACUUAAUUAGGGUUGCAAAAUUAAUCAACUUGUAUCACAAUUAUACAAUGAAUCCGCCAUUUCGAGACGCUGGCUUUCGAACAAGCUUCUUUUCGGCUGUAUGCAAAAACCGCAAUAUGUAGAAAUGACUGGUUAAAUAGCAUGAAUUCCUCACUUCGGUUUUCGAUUAUUUAAAAUAUUAAAUCAUAUUUUAUGCAAAACAUGCAUAAAAGUAUUCAUUCGUUUACUCCUUUGGUAGAAAAUUACGUCUUCUUUAAAUUGUAUACUCGAGGAAAGGGUAUAAUUUGGUCUUUCAAAAGUUCAUAAUUAUGAGACUUUUUAAUAAAGUGAAAUGGCCGUUCAUAAAACAUCGUGUCUCUGCAUUUACCAAUGUGACUUUAAUGCUUGCAAUGUGGCUCAAAUCCACUGCUAAAUUUUACAAAACCCAUAUAAUCUCCUUUUCAUAUCGCAAGUAAAUGUAUGGUUUUCCGUGCGUGAAAAAUAUGCGGCUUGUAGUUUGUAAACCCUGACUGGAAUCUUAAUGGAAGGUACAACCUAAAAUUACUCAGGAAUUGGAAACGUUUUUGAAAACCGAUUUAUACCUUUUCUUGGAGUAUAAAAUAGGAAGAAGACGUCAUUUUCUGGAAAUGUGUAAAAGAAUGAAUAGUUUUAUGCAUGUUUUGCACAAAACGUAGUUACGUUUUUAAAAUAAUCGAAAUUCAAUGAGUUAAAUUUAUGCUAUAUAGGUAGUCAUUUUCUGCAGAGUGUGGUUAUUGCAUGCGGCCAGAAAGAAGCACGUUCGUGAGCCGGCAUCCCGAAGUAAUUAAAUCACUAUCUACUUAUGCUGCUAGGUACUUAAUUUUAAAGCCCUCCUUCAGUGAUCUUUUCGAAAGGAAAACGCAUUUAAGAAUUGCGGUUAAAAUUUCAUGAGUUAGCACACCUGCUGUAUCCAAAUAAGGAUAAAGUUGGAUUUUUGAACAAACACCCAGGAGGGUUAUAUACCCCGCAUACGCGUGUUUGUAGAGUUAGUAAAAUUUAAUCGUUUCUUUCUUCAUAUUGUGAAUCUACGUUGAGAUUUGUCUUAGCGUUUUAAUUAUUACGGAUUUUAGGUCUCUGGUGGGCUCUGGCAAUGGGUAGUUUUGUGGAGGCGGUCGCCUACACAGCUGUCUGUUUUAAUAUCAACUGGCAACGUCAAGUGGAACUGGUGAGAACUUUAUUACCUAUUACUAUCACUUUUGUAAGACAAAACGCUACCUCAAGUAGGAACUUUAGGUAUCAUUAGUGGAUUUGUAUCCCCUGUCGCCAUUAUUUCGCACCAAGUACCUUAGAAGAUUGACAGUGCAGGAACUUCCGAAAAAUCCAAUAAGUCGUACUUACCCUCUUCUAAAUCUCUCGCAUUGUUUAAAAUAACAACGUGCAUUGACUCCUUCUUGGUGGAAAUUUUCUAACCGUAAAUGUUUUUGUGGACGUUUUCUUCAAUUUUGUCAGUAUUUUUCACUUUUCGGUAUGCUGCUUAACGAAUUCAUAGUCAAAUUACGAAAUCAUAUGUUCGGACUUCCAAUAUAGUGUCCACACCCUGUUAGUAUCGAUUUGAGAAUAGGCCAUAACCAAAGAAAAAUGCGCUAGAGGCUGUAACCUAUUCACUAUGUUCAUCAGCAUACGUAUAAUUUAGUAGGUACAUUCACGAAAGUUUAUGCAUGAGCGUCUUUCUUUCAACUGGAAUUUUCUAGUAACUAAGGUGUCCACAAGUAUAAACAUCUGCUUAAAUACUUUGUUGAAUUAUGUCUAAACGAUGUGUUUGUAGAUUGUUGUUCCUAAGUAAACGCAGUAUAUUUUAUUUAUUGUGAAAUGAAAAGUUGUGAUUUUUUUCCUAUCCUCCUGUCUCUUUUCUGAUUACGAGUCAAAAAUCCCGUAAAGCAACGUAAAAAGGGGUUCUUAAAAAAGAGUAAUCGACCGCAAGUCUCUCAUAGUAAGCUACCGCACUUUUCACAGCAAAUCUUAAACCCAACGGAGAGAAAACCGCGGACAAAACAAGGUAUGAUUUUUUACAUAAGCUAAUUGACGGUUUUUCAGCAGUUUUUAAAUGGAAUAAAAGAGGAGUAUUAGAUCUCAUAAGGACGAAGCGAAGAAAACUAACGUUUUUUCGUAAAUAAAUUCAGGAAGAAAUAAAAGAUUUAGUUCCUUAGCCCAUAUCAAGAAAAGUUAACGCCAAAAGUUCAGAGUUGGAAAAAAGCGUUUCAGCGACAUCUGCGCAACAUUUAAAGAUUCAGGCAGAAAACAAAGACAUCUCAUCAUUUCGGUGGUCUAUAACCUUGCACGGUCAGUUCGUCGAAAAGCUGAUGAUAAUAUUUCCAUAGCAUUCCGUCUGCCUCUGGUCUUUUUAUGGUUUCAUUUAAACUGUUACUAUGUGUAUUAAAGCAGAUUUCUCUUGGAGAACAAAAUAUGAGUGUAUUCAAAAGGCUCAUUUGCCUGAAACCUGGCUUGUGACAAUGAAAAUGUGUCCAAAUUUUUCUUAGAUACUUCCCUUACAAUUCGUUCUGCAGACACGGCUUUUCAUUUCCAACAAUAGGCAAUUGCAAGAACCCACAUCUCUCUGGAAAGGGAACGACUACCGUCUGGUGAGAUUCCGGUCGUUGAUGAGACUGAUUCUCGAACAACUCUGGUCACUACGGCAGUUACGUUUUUACGCAGUUACGGUGUUAGAGCGUCGAGCAACUGCGUAGAACGUCAGAAUGCCAUGAUUGAAGCAGAAAAACCAGGACCGCUUUCUUGUAGGUCCAGUUUACUUUGCCCUAUAAAAUUAGGCCAGUAUGUCGCUCUGAAAAGCUAUGAAACUCAGUUGGCGUUUAGUGAAACAAGCUUUGCAUAGAAAAUUGAAUUGUAAACGCCUUAGUUUUAGCGCCAUUAUUUCGUCUUACACAGGUAGUUUCUGGAUGGCACUCGUCCUGCAGAAACCUUUUCAUCACGUCCGAGGUCUAAUAUGGUUAACAGUCACUGAUUAAUGCCUGAUUUCUGAUAAUCUUAGUACGAUGUGCAAGCAGUCGGCUCCGCGCAUUUCACAACCUGUGUAGACGGCGAUGGGAAGGGACAACAAGUGCAGACCAACUUAUAGCAUCCUUUCAGCUGUCAGUGCCAUAAGGUGCAUCUACUCAUACGAAUACAAUCUUGCAUUCUGGACUAUAUAAAGGUAUAUUUAACGAUGUGUAAAACGCUCGAGGUAGGCCACAAUCUACAACAACUAGAUUCAAUUUAAAUUACUUUUAACAGUGAAAAUGUGUGAAUCAUUCGGCCGAAAAUUUUCUCUUAACGGAGACAGCAAUCGAUCAGAGUUCCUGGAUGACGUUGUCGGCUGUUAGAUUCCGAUUCACAGCUGACAUUUUGCGGUUUUGCUAGUUUUGUAGUACAGUUGAAAAAUAGCUAAGCUAAAAAACUGUGGCAUUGGGGAAUAAGAAGAAAAUGUCCGAGACGCAGGAAGAUAGCGUUGUUGUGGUUAAUAAAGGUAUUUCAGCAUACAUUUGACCUUUCGGGUUGUAUCACCGAAGGCAAGUAGGAAACAAAAACAAAACCAUAUAUGAGCUUCCCCUCUCACCGAUAAAAAACUAGCAAUUUUGCAAAUACUGCCAUCUGAAACAAUACUCCAAUUAACAAUAUCUUUGUGUUGUGAAGACCACUCUCAAAAAUACGUUGAAAUAAUUGCUAUUUUAGAUGUGCCGGAACAUCAAAAUGGAGACGUUUUAUUGCCAGCCAGCCCUUCAGAAGUCAUAUUGGUUCCAAGUUCAACUCGUCUCCCAAUGGCACUUUUCUGUAGGCGUUUGAUCCUCUUAGCAGGGCUUGUGCUAAUAUUUAUCAUUAGCCUGAUGUGCCGACUUUGUCUUCACUGGUCUGACUAUUUUGGUGUAUUCUGCGUCUACGAAGAUGGUUCUUUUGAGAGGAUCGAGUGGCCGACCGGUGCCUACCAGAAUGACUCCUUUGUCCCUAUGUUUGACAUUCUCCCCAUAAAUUGUAGUCUUAUAAUGCCCUGA